Molecule: messenger RNA, 1377 nt
Organism: Medicago truncatula (barrel medic)
Lineage: Eukaryota; Viridiplantae; Streptophyta; Magnoliopsida; Fabales; Fabaceae
Exons: 2
Coding region: 375-1190 (271 amino acids)
Source: RefSeq, a predicted model, not a curated record
GUGAACGAACGGUUAAAAAGUUGGCGGUUCCAGGUUCAAACUUAGACGAAUGAGAAAAAUAACAAUCGUAAGUCCUUAACAACUGAUUAUUAACUUUGAUCGUUUAAAAAAGAUUAACUCCUUUGAUUUCUCAACCCAAAUCAUUGAGCUACUGAUCAUUAGUGGACCAUCAGAAGAGACAUAUUAAAGGUAUAUGGAAAUGUAAAGGAUAUAGAAUUAGAUGCUAUCAAAUUAAAUAAGCUGCUGAAGACUAACGCUUGCCUCUCAAUUCCAAUUUAUUAAUUAUGUAGGCAAAGAUUCCAUAUUUGGCAUGUUUAUAAAUUUCCCAAAUGAAUUACUUGAAAAUAAUGCUACCAUCAACAUGGUAAAAGAAGAUGAUGAGAGUGACGAUGAUGGAGGAUACAACAAGGGAUGGACUACGUCAUACACCACGGGUGAUUCAACUUGUACACUCGACCUCGAGAAAUAUGUUGAUGAACAUGGCAAAAUCAGAGAGGGCAGGCAAAGGGGGCCUUAUUGUUGUGGAGGGGAAGAAAAGAAGUAAAGAGGAUAAAUACCUCUAUACAACAACUGUGACACACUAUUAUGCUAUUAGUCAAGGAAAUAUGUUCACUCAAAAUAAAAUAGAUAUCGGUCUUUCAAUGGUUGUUAAUUUUAAUGUAUCUAAUGGAAGUAUAAAUUGUACAGUUAAAGGUCCUGAUCAACACCCUUCUGCCGCAUUAUUUUACAUGUUUGAACAAGUUUGUAGAAGUGGGAAUUGGAAGCUCACUGCAUGCUUUCACUGUGCGAUCGCAGAUCAAGGACAGUCAAGCGAGAUCAAGCAUAAAGAUGACAUACACAAAAAUAUUUUACCAACAAACAUGGAUGGCUUGCGCUCCUCAAACACCAAAAACGCAAAAUCAUGCAAAUUAACACAAUUAGUGCAAUAUGUAACCACUCGCAAGGGAAAUUCAACAAAUCAAUCUCAAUCAUCCGCUUUUAAACAACAAUCAAGAGCACAAUCACAUAUGACCGUAAGAUAUCCGAAUAUUCCACCCAUAGUGCCGAAUCAUGGUCUUCGGGAAAAUAAGAGAUUAGAGUUGAUUGACAAUAAAGACAUCAACGGAAAUGGGAAUGGUAAUAGAAUUGGAGGGGAUCAAAAGUUUAAAUUUUCUAUUCCUUUUAAAAUUGUGAAUAAAUUCCUAAAUUAGAAUUAUUGGGAGACAAUGCUUGAUGUAAGUGAACCUUAGGAUAUCCCUAGCUAUAUUGUGUCUAAUAAGUAAGAAACUAGGAGAUCUAAUGAUCUUGUGUUCAAUAUGAACCUAUAAAAGAUGUAAUAAACUUGUGUGUGCUCUCUUACUAUAUAUAGUCAAUGAAUUACCUACUACAAAUUUGGUA